AUGGACCCAUAUAUCCAGCCGCAUAAACUAUUUUAUUAUUCUCCAACUUACCGGGUCGUGAUCUGCACAUCCUGCCGCUAUGCAGUGCAGCCUGCAGCUAUUGCGCGACACCUCAAGGAGAUACAUCACAUCUACCGUUCCCAGCGACGCCCAUUUAUCGCAUAUACGGAAUCUUUGAUACUAGAGAGCCCAGAAAAAGUCAGACCUCCUCCUCCGGAAGAUUUUCCUGUUCCCCACUUGCCUGUCCACCAAGGGUGGCGAUGCCAGGCACCGCGCUGUGGCUAUCUGUGUAUCUCAACCAAACGGAUGCAGUCUCACUGGCCGGCAAAGCACCGUUGCAAAGGAGAUCGUACUCGAGACUGGAUUGCUGUCCCACUUCAGACAUUUUUUCGUGGUAGCCUGUUGAGCUAUUUUACCAAGGAACCCAGCCUCCGCCAGCAGGCUAGCGUGGCGAUGUCAUUCCCAUCGGUUACAGAUGAUGGAGAGCUUGUCACAAAGUUUCCGUAUAUUAAAAAACUUCAAAGACAAUAUGAGCUGGACUAUAUUGGGACUUCUAUUUUGGAGCAUUAUUUCGAUGCUACCUAUAAGACCUUUGUGACGAACCACAGCACAGAGCAGAUUUGGCUCGAUAUCGUCCCCACUCUCGCAUACGAUAAUCCUUUUCUCUUACAUGGGAUUCUUGCAUGCACGUCAUUACACAUGGCCUACAUCUUUCCAGCCCAUCGACAUAUUUAUAAUCUCCAAGCAUGUUCUCACCAGAGCACCGCGCUCCCUUUGUUUCGGUUCGCAAUCGACCACCCCACAGAACAAAACUGUGACUCUAUCGUAGUAUUCGCACACUUACUUGUCAUAUACUCUUUUGCAAGCGAUACGGAUUCUUCCAACUAUUCGUUGUUCCUUGUUGACGACGAUAGCAAUGGUAACGUCAAGAAUUGCCUUGCAAUUCCCCAAUGGUUACACUUCAUUCGUGCUGGUUGCUCCAUGUUGUGCGAUGUAUGGGACAAGGUUGAGAAUGGCCCUGUCAGCGCUCUGGCAGCUACAUGGGAAGAUGAAAUCGUUGUCCAUGAUAAGAGUCUGCCUUAUAUGAAACAUUUUCUUGCGCUUAUUCCUGGUGACUCGUCUUGGUCGAGUGAAAGCAUUUCUACAUACCGCAACGCGGCUACUUCUCUGGCCGAGUCUUUUGCAUACUUGGACUCCAAGGAUAUGGAAUCUAGUAUCACCACGUGGAAUGUCCUCGGAGCCUGGCCACUACGCAUUGAGGACGCGUAUGUCGAUCUUCUACAUGAACGCCAUCCGGGGGCAUUGGUGCUGCUCGCGUAUUAUUGCAUUAUACUGAAGAAAUUGGAGAAAUUCUGGUACUUUGAAGGACGAGCAGUCAAGCUGAUAUCCUCCAUUGCGGGAGUAUUGGACGAGAGAUGGCAUCCCAGUAUCCAAGAGGCAUUCGAAAGGGUCAUUGGCUAG
Molecule: messenger RNA, 1461 nt
Organism: Talaromyces rugulosus
Lineage: Eukaryota; Fungi; Ascomycota; Eurotiomycetes; Eurotiales; Trichocomaceae
Exons: 1
Coding region: 1-1461 (486 amino acids)
Biological process (GO): regulation of transcription by RNA polymerase II
Molecular function (GO): DNA-binding transcription activator activity, RNA polymerase II-specific
Source: RefSeq, a predicted model, not a curated record